Tribolium castaneum (red flour beetle) is the source of this 3835-nucleotide messenger RNA. Its product is annotated as probable multidrug resistance-associated protein lethal(2)03659. The coding region runs from base 110 to 3817 and encodes 1235 amino acids. Gene Ontology annotation, biological process: transmembrane transport. The transcript has 7 exons. NCBI's taxonomy places the organism in Eukaryota, Metazoa, Arthropoda, Insecta, Coleoptera, Tenebrionidae. Gene Ontology annotation, molecular function: ATP hydrolysis activity; ATP binding; ABC-type transporter activity. The record is from RefSeq and is a predicted model, not a curated record. Gene Ontology annotation, cellular component: membrane.
GGAAUCAACUGAUAAUAUACCAUAUGCAUAACUACAGUAAUAAAACGAAUUACGUACUUCCAUUUUUUACUUUAGAAAACUAGUCGUAAGUAGUUUUGAAUCCUUCCUAAUGGAGGAUAAGAAAAAAGCAAAAAGCUUGCCAAAGCAUCCCGAAGACACUUCAAAUUUUGUAUCAAAUUGGCUUUUUUGUUGGGUGUAUCCUGUUAUUAUCAAAGGAAGCAAAACCGAAAUCACGGAAGACUUGCUCUACGAAACACCGGAAAGCUGUAAAGCGUCAAAGCUCGGUGAUGAGCUUCAGCAAUCGUGGCUCGAAGAACUGAAACUUAAAAAACCGUCCCUUGGACGUGCCCUUGCAAAACAGUUCGGACGUGAAUUUGCCAUUUACGGAGCUUUCUUUUUCCCGGUGGAUUUCAGUACUCAGUUGUUUCAGCCGUAUUUCUUACAAAAAUUACUCAAUUAUUACACUCCGAACCAAACACACGUUUCACGGAAUGAUGCUAUUUUGUCCGUUGUGAUGAUCAGUUUGAUGUCAUUUAUCCGCUUGUUGGUCUUUCACCGAUUUUUUAGUUAUGUCAAAGUCUUGGCUAUGAAAAUGAGAGUUGCUUGUUCUUCGCUAAUUUAUAAAAAAUGUUUAAAUUUGCGGAAAACUAGCUUGCAAAAAAUUAGCACAGGACAGUUGAUCAAUCUUGUGACUAACGAUGUUGGGACAUUUGACUAUGCGGUCAUGUUUUUGCAUUUUAUUUGGAUUGGACCUGUGGAAUUGAUCAUUGGGACUUUUUUCAUAGACGUGACCAUCGGUCAAGGGGCCACAAUUGGUAUCCUGGUCCUUUUGGUUUGUUUUUUGCUCCAAUCAUACGUUUCCAAAUAUACUGCGUCCAACAGAGAACGUAUAGCUUCAAGUACUGAUUAUAGAAUUCGGUUACUAAACGACCUCGUCUGUGGAAUACAAAUAAUCAAAAUGUACGCUUGGGAAAAGCCAUUUAAGAAACUGAUCGAAAUCGCUAGAAAAUCAGAACUUAAAGAAAUAAGUAAAACCACUCGUCUCUUCGUUUUGAACGAUUCAAUCAACUACGUUGUUACCCGAAUUAUUGUUUUCCUCGGAAUCUUGGGAGCUAUUUUCACAGGUGUUUCUAUAACAUCGCAAUAUGUUUUCACGAUGGCAUCAGAUAUCUACGACCACUUUAGAGUUAGUUUAACAAUUUUUGCGCCUCUUGGAAUUAUGCAUUUUGGCGAACUACGAACGUCGAUUUUUCGUAUUCAAGAAUUCCUACUAACUGAUCACGAAAGCUCGAAAGAAAGUUUUGUACAACACAAGGACGAAACAGCUAGUCCUGGUAUAAAAGCAAAAAAUGUGAGCGUUAAAUGGGACGUUUCUCUAACUGAUUUCGUGUUAAAAGACAUAAAAUUGAGUGCGACUUGUGGCCAACUUGUCGGCAUAGUUGGUCCUGCAGGGAGUGGCAAAUCGGCGAUUUUGCAAACACUAAUUCAAGAGACUGAGAUAAUCAGUGGGAAAAUUACGAUUAAAGGACGAAUUUCGUACGCUUCACAGGAAGCUUGGAUUUUCUCGGCGAGUGUCAGACAAAAUAUUCUAUUCGGUGAGGAAAUGGACGAGGAAAAGUAUCGAAAAGUGCUCAAAGUGUGUGCUUUGGAACACGAUCUAGCAAUAUUUCCUUACGGUGAUAACACACUAGUUGGAGAAAGAGGAGUUAUGUUGAGUGGAGGACAAAAAGCUCGGAUUAACUUAGCCAGAAGUGUCUACAGAGACGCUGAUAUUUAUCUUCUGGAUGAUCCCUUAUCGGCUGUUGAUGCUCAAGUAGCUCGGAUAAUUUUCAAAGAGUGCGUGCAAAACUAUUUGAAAGACAAGUGUGUAAUUUUGGUGACCCACCAGUUGAGUUACCUUCAAGAAGCCACAAAAAUAUAUUCGUUGAAAGACGGGCGACUAGAAUGUAUUGAAAACAUUGAUAAAAUUCCUGAUUACAUUCCUGACAGUGCUACAAACGCUGAAGAAGUUGUAAUUAAAUCAAACGAGCGUUCGGUCCUCCCAAAUGAAAACGUAGAAGAACGAGGAAAGCUUAAGGCGAUACAAAUCUACAAGUCGUACUUCACAGUUGGGGGAAAAUCGUCAUUUUUUCGUGUCAUUUUAAUAUAUUCCCUGCUUCAAUUUGUGUCCAAUUGUUUGGAUUAUUUCGUUAGUUUUUGGGUAAAUGUGGAGCAAGGAUCGUUACAACUUGAAUCAAGAAUUAAGGAUUUUUUCUCAUACGAAAACUGUUUGACUGUCUAUUGCUGCUUUUUGUUGCUCUUGUUCGUCAUAAUCUUUGCAUACAGCUGGGCAUUUGUCAAAUACACUAGAAAUGCCUCAACCCAUCUACACAACGAAAUGUUAACUAAAGUCCUGCAUGCAGAUUUGUCAUUUUUUCAUAACAACUCAAGCGGUCGAAUUCUCAACCGGUUUUCAAUGGACGUAGGAAGUGUUGACCAAAAAGUCCCUUUGCAGUUAAUAUCGGUUUUGCCUACAGUGAUGACCUGUCUUGGGACUUGCGUGCUAAUUUCAGUUCUAAAUUAUUGGAUGAUAUUUCCUACAAUAGCGUUAUUCCCCAUUUAUUAUUAUUUAGGUGUUUUAUUUCAACCAACAGUGAGGAGUAUCAAGAGAACAGAAGGCAUCACCCGUAGCCCUGUUUAUAGCCAACUCACAGCCACUCUUCAAGGCUUAUCAACAAUUAAAGCGUUUGGAGCACAAGAAAUACUUCAAAAAGAGUUUGACAAGCACCAAAAUGUUCAUAGUUCUGCUUUUCACACAAUCAUUGGGGUCUACGCUUUACUGGGUUUGAUCGCAGAAUUUAUGAGUGCUUUAUACACCACUGCGGUUUCGUUCAGUUUUUUCAUUUUUGGAAAAGAAGCUUAUAUCGGCAAUGUAGGUUUGGCAAUUCACCUAGCCAUCCAGUUAACAGGUUCUGUGGAAUUUUUAAUGAGAAUUUGGAGCAGCUUAGACACUGAAAUAACUUCAGUAGAACGGGUUUUAGAUUAUACAAAAAUCCCACAAGAAAUAGAAGGAAACAUAUGCCCCCCAAAAUCGUGGCCCAGCAAAGGCCGAAUAUCAUUUCAAUCAGUGUGUCUCAAAUAUUCACCCACUGACCCCCCUGUUCUCAAAAAUGUCACUUUUACCAUCAAACCGGGCGAGAAAAUUGGAAUAAUCGGUCGAACAGGUGCCGGAAAAUCCUCUCUGGUUUCCACACUUUUCCACCUGUUCCCGUUUGAGGGAACAAUUUUGAUCGACAACGUCGAUACCAAAUCAAUUCCACUCAAAGACCUCCGUUCCAAAAUCUCCGUCAUUCCGCAAGACCCCGUGUUAUUUUUGGGAACUUUGCGGAAAAAUUUGGACCCGUUUGAUGAAUUCACCGACGCUGAGUUGUGGUCGGCCCUUGAGGACGUUGAAUUGAAAAGUGUGAUUCGGGACUUGGAAAGUGAGGUUUCAGAAGGGGGUUCGAACUUUAGUGUUGGACAGAAGCAACUGCUUUGCCUGGUUAGAGCAAUGUUGAGAAGGAACAAAAUUGUGGUUUUGGACGAAGCUACGGCUAAUAUCGAUCUCAAAACAGACGAACUGAUUCAGUUAGCCAUUCGACGGAAGUUUCAAGAGUCGACAGUAUUGACCAUUGCACACAGGUUAAAUACUGUUCUGGAUUCUGAUAGGAUUUUAGUGAUGGAUGGUGGAGUUGUGGUGGAGUUUGGAAGCCCAAACCAACUCCUGGAAGAUACUGACAGCUAUUUUUAUCAGUAUUUUAUGCAGGGGAAUAAGAAUCAAAAUCUCGAAAUGAAAUAAACUUUUAUUAGUCUCGUC